ACCAGCGCCACCCAGCCACACAGUGUACGGACAAAUACUGGGCAGCUCGGGACAAACUCUUGCUCUCGUGCUGUGCUGUGUGCUGUUUCGGUGUUUGUGCGUGUCCGUUUUUUGAUACCGGAAAAUCCUACCGUGGAAGGAAAAAAGGCAGCAAAUCCUGACCAGAAAGGGCGGUCUUAUGCCGUCCCACCCCAUUUUCAAAAUUCGACCCUUGUGAAGAGAGAGAGCGAGACAGAGCGGGAGAGAGAGAAAGGCCGUGAGUAGGUGGUUACCCCGUCGGAAUAAAUAAAUAUUUACCAUCGGCCGUCGUGGAAGUUUGCUGACGGGUUGUCGUAAAAUUGAUUCACCAAACGAGCUCUGCAACGCGAGUUCUCGCUAUCAGGGGGAGAAAGUGGCUGGCGGUGGACCGUGGAGCACGAGUGAAAACGAUGCUGGUGAGGGCAACCAAUUCAAAGGACACAGAAGACACAACGUCGUCGACAGAGUUGGCCGACUCGGCAGAGCCUGGUGCAAUCUAUCCGCUGGCCGUGCACGACAGCAGCUUCAUGGAGGAACUGAAGGACACGAGCAUCCACCAUACGGCCCUUCGGCUGGCGGAGGACGUGAAGACGAUGAAGCUGUACGGGAAUCUCUACAAGAUGGUGCAAAAACUUUCCUGCUCUCCGGAGGUGGACAAGGACGACAUGAAGCAGACGCUCGAGACGGCGAUCAAGGCGAACGGGCUGGAGAUUGAGAUCCGCAACGUGAUCUACCAUCUGAUCCGGAACAGCGUAAAAAGUGACACUCGUCCAACGCCGGCCAGCAGCGAUCCGUUGAACUAUCUACGCCGAGCAGGUAUCCAAUGGGAACGACGGGUACGCAAGUCGUUGAACUCGAUGUGCUCGGAAUCGAAAGCGCAACUGCACGGUCAGAUGCGCACCGCAUCCGACCGGGAGGAGAUCCUCUCCAAGUGGGACGAGCUCAGCACCUAUCAGAUCGAUCUCAGCAACUAUCGACCGGUGUACGCUCCCAAAGAUCUGCUCGACGUGCUGCUAUCGCUCAAGGGACCGAUGAAGCAGGAUGAGACUGACUUUCUGCCGAAAUGGGAAUUCUCGCACAUUUCGCUCACGGUGAAGAAUCUGUUCGAGCUGCGGGUUCACUUUUCCGAGCUGCUGCGCAACGAUAACAACUUUGGCGACUGGUCGGUCACGUGUCAGAAGAUCCUGAAGACACGGCACGCCCCGCUGUGCCAGCAGGCGCUGAAGAAGGGAGUAACGCCGCCACCGUUACGGGGAGCGUUAUGGUCGUACGUGCUCGGCAGCCAAGUGGAGCAACAUCACGUGGAACACUGGGAAGCGCUACGGCAGUCCGUACUGACCAACGAGUCCAUCGUGGACAAGCUGGUGUUCAAAGACGUACAACUGACCGCUACGAACGAUGACCGUUACUUCGUGUUUGAAGAUGUGCUCUAUCAGAUUAUGCUCUGCUUUAGCAGAGACACAGAGAUUAGCCAGCUGAUACAGGUGGAGUUCACCAACUCGGCGAAAGCGAAGCAGUACGAAGGGCCACCGUGUGGGUUCGUGCCGUUCCACGGCAUCUGCAUGCUGGCCGCCCCGUUCUGCUACCUGUACGAUAAUCCCGUCUCGCUGUACUACACCUUCCGGGCGUUCUACAUCCGGUACUGCCAUCGGCUCACCACGAUCAACACCCAUCCGCAGGGGAUCGUGAGUUUGUGCCUGCUGUUCGAGAAGCUGCUGCAAACGCACGAACCACAGCUGUGGUCACACUUCCGGGAACUUCAAAUCCAACCGAUUCGUGUAGUGUUCAAGUGGUUGAUGCGCGCGUUCAGCGGCCACCUACCACCGGAACAGCUACUGAUACUGUGGGAUUUGAUUCUCGGGUACGACAGCCUGGAAAUACUGUCCCUGCUGGCCAUCAUCAUACUGAGCUUCCGGCGCGAAAGCCUCAUGCAGGUGACGUCGGUCGAAAACAUUGAAGCGAUCCUGUCCGAUCUGUCCUCCGUUAAAGUACUGCCGCUCAUACAACUGACACUGUCACGGGACUGAAACCCUGCCACUACACU
Messenger RNA from Anopheles coluzzii, 2062 nucleotides. Its product is annotated as TBC1 domain family member 19. The transcript has 7 exons. NCBI's taxonomy places the organism in Eukaryota, Metazoa, Arthropoda, Insecta, Diptera, Culicidae. The record is from RefSeq and is a predicted model, not a curated record. The coding region runs from base 429 to 2045 and encodes 538 amino acids.